AUGCUUUUUUCAUUGUUUCUUCUUCUUCAUUACCAUCGAUGCUUUCUUUUUCUUCCUUAUUUCUUCUUCCUUGCCAUCAUCACUUUCCUUUUCAUCAUUUUUUCUUCUUCUUCCUGCCAUCACUUUUUUUUUUUAUUAAUUCUUCUUCUUCUUCAUUGUUUUUGGUUCUUUAUACCAUCAUCACUUUUUCAUUGUUUCUCCUUCUUCAUUACCAUAAUCACUUCUUUUUUCAUUAUUUCUUUUUCAUUGCUCUCAUCACUUUCAUUCUAUCUUGUUCACUUUUUAUUAUUUCCUUCUCUUCUUCUUCUUCAUCUUUUGUUCUACAUUAUUAUCAUCAAUUUCUUUUUCAUUAUUUCUUCUUCUUCUUCAUUACCACUUUUUCAUUAUUUUUUCUCUUUUAUUAUAUCUCCUUUUUCUUCCUCAUUACCAUCAACAGUUUUUCAUUAUUUUUUUAUCUUCUUCAUUAUCAUCAUCAAUUUCUUUUUCAUUAUUUCUUCUUCUUCUUCUUUUUCUUCUUCAUUACCACUUUUUUCAUUAUUUUUCUUUCAUUAUAUCUUCUUUUCCUUAUUCAUUACCAUCAACAUUUUAUUUUUCCUUAUUUCUUCAUUACAAUCAUCACUUUUUUAUUAUUUCUUCUUCUUCCUUGUCAUCUUCAUAUUCUUUUUCAUUAUUUCCUCUUCUUCAUUACCAUCAUCAUUCAAUAUCUAUGGAGCUCACCUGUAG
Acanthosepion pharaonis is the source of this 723-nucleotide messenger RNA. The record is from the annotation of a GenBank genome assembly. Lineage: Eukaryota; Metazoa; Mollusca; Cephalopoda; Sepiida; Sepiidae.